Molecule: messenger RNA, 1151 nt
Organism: Ochotona princeps (American pika)
Lineage: Eukaryota; Metazoa; Chordata; Mammalia; Lagomorpha; Ochotonidae
Product: group XIIA secretory phospholipase A2
Exons: 1
Coding region: 108-680 (190 amino acids)
Biological process (GO): arachidonate secretion; lipid catabolic process; phospholipid metabolic process
Cellular component (GO): extracellular region
Molecular function (GO): A2-type glycerophospholipase activity; calcium ion binding
Source: RefSeq, a predicted model, not a curated record
GCGGGUGCUGCGUCCGGCUGCCUGGAAGGAGGUGUGGGCAUGGCGGAGUUGGCCGUGACCGAUCCCCGGACUGGAGCCGCCGCCUAGGGCGCCAUGGGGCCGUGUGGAUGGCCCUGCUCCGGCGGGCCGCGCUUGCACUCCCGCUGCUGCUCCUGGUCGCCACCGCUGUCGCGUCCCAGGAGAAGGCCCAGAGCACCGACUGGCGGGCCACCCUGAAGACCAUCAGGAACGGCGUCCACAAGAUCGACACGUACCUAAACGCCGCACUGGACCUGCUGGGAGGCCAGGCUGGGCUGUGCCAAUACAAGUGCCGGGACGGCUCUAAGCCCAUCCCACGUUAUGGUUAUAAACCCUCCCCACCAAAUGGAUGUGGCUCUCCAUUGUUUGGUGUCCAUAUCAACAUUGGCAUCCCUUCCCUGACCCAGUGCUGCAACCAACAUGACAGGUGCUAUGAGACGUGUGGCAAAAGCAAGAACGACUGUGAUGAGGAAUUCCAGUACUGCCUCUCCAAAAUCUGCCGGGGUGUGCAGAAAACGCUGGGACUAGCUCAGCACGUGCAACCGUGUGAAACAGCAGUGGAGCUCCUGUUUGACAGCGUCAUCCACCUGGGCUGUAAGCCCUACCUGGACAGCCAGCGGGCCACAUGCAUGUGUCGCUACGAAGAGAAAUCUGACCUUUAAAGAGAAUGCAGACAGCUGGGGACAGAUGAGGAUGGAAGAAAUAUCUUUGGGCACAGAAGCAGGCUUUUUGUGGCAAAAAUAUGUGUGUUUUGUAUGCGAACGGAUGAAGACUUCGCAAGACUUAUAUUUUGAUGUUAGGACAUCAUGCCUGUCGUGAUGGUCAGGUGGCUAAAUCCUAGCCUUGCAUCCACCAGGAUCCCAUAAACGCACCAAUUUGUGUCCUGGUUACUCCACAUCUCAUCCAGCCCCCAGCUUGUAUCCAGGAGGGCAACACAGGACAGCCCAAGGCCUUGGGACCUUGCACUUGAUGGGAAAUCUGGAAGAAGCUCCUGGCUCCUGGCUCCUGGCCUCAGAGGAGUUUAGCUCCAACUGUUGCGACCACCUGGGGAGUGAACCUGUGAACAGGUCUUUCUGUAUCUGCUCCACUCUGUAAAUCUGAUUUUCCAAUAAAUCAAUAAAUCUAAAAAAAAA